Messenger RNA from Catharus ustulatus (Swainson's thrush), 946 nucleotides. RefSeq names its product single-strand-selective monofunctional uracil-DNA glycosylase 1 (gene SMUG1). Gene Ontology annotation, biological process: base-excision repair. Gene Ontology annotation, molecular function: oxidized pyrimidine nucleobase lesion DNA N-glycosylase activity; single-strand selective uracil DNA N-glycosylase activity. Lineage: Eukaryota; Metazoa; Chordata; Aves; Passeriformes; Turdidae. The transcript is spliced from 4 exons. The record is from RefSeq and is a predicted model, not a curated record. The annotation marks the transcript as partial.
GUUUGGAGGGGCAGGGGGCGUGGCCAGGCCCCGGCGGAGGCGGCGCGCGCUCAGGCGAUGGGGGAUGGAGCGGGGGGAGGAAGAGGAGGAGGAGGAGGAGGAAGGAGCCAGGGACGAGGCUGAAGACGGAGCCGGGGCUGAGGAUGAGGAAGGACCCGGGGCUGGGGCUGAGGGAGCCGAGGAUGAUGAUGAAGAUGCUGAAGAUGAUGGCGGGGCGGUGGCCGCGCGGUUCCUGGCCCUGGAGCUCGCCCUGUCGCAGCGGCUGCGGGCGCUGCCGCCCCCCGGUCCCCCCGUGGCGCUGCUCUACGCCCCCCUGGAGUACGCGUGGGACCCGCACCGCCGCUUCGUGCGGCGCUACCUGCGCUCCCCGAAACGCGUCCUGUUCCUGGGCAUGAACCCGGGCCCGUUCGGGAUGGGGCAGACCGGGGUCCCUUUCGGCGAGGCGUGGCACGUCCGGGAGUGGCUGCGGGUGCGGGGCGCGGUGCUGAAGCCCCCCCGGGAACACCCCAAGCGCCCGGUGCUGGGGCUGCGCUGCCCGCGGGCCGAGGUGAGCGGGGCUCGCUUCUGGGGGCUCAUCCGCAGCCUCUGCCCGGACCCCCGGCGCUUCUUCCGCCACUGCUUCGUGCACAACCUGUGCCCCCUCCUCUUCCUCACCGAGUCCGGCCGGAACGUGGCGCUGCCGGAGCUGCGGGGCCCGGAGCGGGAGCGGCUGCUCCGAGCGUGCGGGGACGCGCUGGUGGCCGCCGUGGUGGCCCUGAGUGUCCGGCUGGUGGUGGCCCUGGGCAGGGUGGCGGAGGUGCGGGCUCGCCGGGAGCUGCGCGGGGCCGGGCUGGACGUGGAGGUGCGGGGGAUCCCCCACCCGUCCCCCCGGAACCCCCGGGCCAACCGCGGCUGGGAGGGGGAGGCGAGAGCCAGGCUGGAGGAGCUGGGGGUGCUGCGGCUGCUG